Messenger RNA from Aegilops tauschii subsp. strangulata, 3141 nucleotides. RefSeq names its product wall-associated receptor kinase 17. The record is from RefSeq and is a predicted model, not a curated record. Gene Ontology annotation, biological process: cell surface receptor signaling pathway; protein phosphorylation. Lineage: Eukaryota; Viridiplantae; Streptophyta; Magnoliopsida; Poales; Poaceae. Gene Ontology annotation, molecular function: ATP binding; calcium ion binding; protein serine/threonine kinase activity. Gene Ontology annotation, cellular component: plasma membrane.
UAGCACAAAUAAGAUUUAUGUGGCCAAGUCUCUGGAGCACUUAAUUUCUCUUCCAGGUCUCUGUUUUCAGUAGAAACUGCACGUCUUACUUGGGCAAUCAUUUUCCUUUCACGAGUGGCACGGCAAAAGGAUUUGACUGAAGGAAGCAAGAAAAGUCUGCACCAGAACCACAAUUUUCCGACGCAGUGAAGAGGAAAGAUCUAUAACUCUGCACCGAGUGCACGGUUAUUUAUCAUCUUUCUCCCUGGAAUAUCAGAGGAGAAUUGCUUUGCAGUACAGAGCACUACUUGCCAGCAACCCACAGAUACUAGCACCCUGAAGCAAUUAUCCUACCUGCGUAAAUUGAUCGUUCGAUCGGGAUGAAGAUACUCGGGGCGCAAGGUAAUCCUUGUGCCACAACUCCGCAUAUAUUUCUCGUGCAAUUGCUCCUUCUCUGCCUGUGUUCAUUGUUCUGCACCGGUUUCUCCCAAUCAAACCCUACAAAAUGCCCCGGCAGCUCCAUCGAUAUCCCAUCCCCUUUCAACAUCCCUGGCAACUCGAGCAUCUCGAGGAAUCCAGGCUUCGACAUAUCAUGUGAUUCAACAGGGCCAAUGAUAUCGCUCGGUCGCAAGCAGUACAGGGUCCUGGGCAUCUCGCUGCUCCAGGGCUAUGUACGUGUAACCGGUCACACCGUCUACACCCAGUGCCAGCAGAACGCUGGCCCGGUGACCACAAACUUCAUCGACCUUCGGGGCACGCCUUUCACCUUCUCACCCACACUUAACAAGUUCACCGUCGUUGGCUGUGACUCCAUGGCCAUGAUACAAAGCCCGGACGUAACGAGUCGGUACAGGGGAGGCUGCGUGUCGUUCUGCGCUUCUGAGGGAAGCAUCACCAGUGGCACAUGCUCUGGGGUGGGCUGCUGCCAAGCUUCAGUGCCCGAGGAACUCAAGGUACUGAAGUUAGAGUUUACCAGCAUACGGAGCCAACUCCUGCAGUCCUCCGGAUCUUUGGGGAACAUCAGUAAAAGCAGUAGCGCAUGGUGCAGCAAGGCGUUCAUCGUGGACCAAGGUUCCUAUGUGUUCUCCAGGGAUCACUUGGAUAGAAACCUGACGAACCUGCCAAUGGUACUUGACUGGUCUAUAUCCGGCGGCAACUGCUCAGAGGCGCGUAGUGCGCCUCAGACCUACAUGUGCAAGGAGAACACCGAUUGUUAUACCGUGGCAAAUAACACCGCGUACCGCUGCAACUGUUCUGCAGGUUUCACUGGGAACCCUUAUCUGGGAUGCCAAGAUAUUGAUGAAUGCAAAGACAAAAAUAAGUACCCCUGCACGCACAAGUGCAUCAACAGAAUUGGUGGUUUUAACUGUACAUGCCCGAUGGGCAUGACGGGGGAUGGUAAGAAGCAGGGCAAUGGGUGCAGUAGAGAUAAAACACUACUGAUUGCCGCAGGUGGAGGCCUGCCUUUGCUGCUUGUUCUCCUCAUGCUCGGAUUCUGGACCCAUUGGCUUUUCACGAAGAGAAAGCUUGCGAAGAUAAGACAGAAAUACUUUUUGCAGAAUGGUGGUAUGCUCCUGAAGCAGCAAAUGUUUUCUCAGAGGGCGCCGUUGAGGAUAUUCACGUCUAGCGAGCUUGAAAAGGCAACCAACAGAUUCAGUGAUGACAACAUAGCUGGCCGAGGUGGAUUUGGGACGGUCUACAAAGGCGUUCUAUCUGAUCAAAUGGUCGUGGCGAUCAAGAAGGCGCAGCGAGUUGAUCAGAGCCAGGUGGAACAAUUUGUUAAUGAGAUGGUCAUUCUCUCACAAGUGAACCACGAGAAUGUGGUCCAGCUAGUUGGCUGUUGUCUCGAGUCAGAAGUUCCAUUGUUGGUUUAUGAAUUCAUCACCAACGGGGCCCUUUUUCACCACCUCCACAACACAUCAGCCCCGAUGCCGUGGAAGGAACGCCUAAGGAUUGCAGUGGAAACUGCAACAGCACUUGCAUACUUGCACAUGGCUACAGAGAUGCCAAUUAUUCACAGAGAUGUCAAGUCCUCAAACAUACUCCUCGACGAGUGCUUCACCGCGAAGGUCUCCGAUUUUGGUGCUUCGAGGCCAAUGGCCCAUAAUCAGACCCAUGUGACGACCUUAGUGCAGGGGACACUAGGGUACAUGGACCCUGAGUACUUCCAGACAAGCCAACUGACCGAGAGAAGUGACGUCUACAGCUUUGGUGUAGUACUUAUCGAGCUAUUGACAAGGCAGAAACCAAUAUUUGGCGGUAAGAUGGAUGAGGUGAGAAGCCUAGCAUUGCAUUUCAGUAUACUAUUCCAUGAGAACCGGUUGUCCGAAAUUGUAGAUCCUCAGGUAGACGAGGAAGCUGGGGCUAGACAUGUUAAAACUCUGGCACAGCUGGCCUUGCGAUGCUUAAGGCUGAAAGGUGAGCAGAGGCCAAGGAUGGUAGAGGUUGCAGUCGAACUUGAAGCGCUGCGAAGACUAAUGAAGCAACACUGCUUAGUCAAUCCCGAAGAUUGAACAAGAGUGUUGUGUGGCAGACUGCUAGACUUCACAAUUUCAGAUUCAGUUGGUAUAUUGAUGUGGAAAGAUGUGUGAAACAACACCGAGAGCAAAUAAGAGCCUCUUCUUGAGAGUCUCAGUGCGACGAGGAAAUGGAUACUGUUUAUGAACUAAGCUAGUUGUUGUAAUAAUUGGUGGCCCACAUAUGGCUUGCCGGUAUGACCAAAGACAAAGUACUUCUGAUCAUAUAAUUGAAGAAUGAACAACAUUGCAUGGUUAAAAAAAACCAAGCAAAUUGAUCUCCUGUUCAUCCUGUAACUGUAAUUAUGCAAGAGACAAGAGUUUACUUGGUGCUAGAAGGUGAAUAAAUCAUUCCUUGGUUGUAUUUCUUAAAAUAUAAAAGCUUAACAUGUCAAGACGGCAUUGUCAACUUACUAAUUUUUACCUAAAUAAAAAGCCCAGAUAAAUUGGCUCAAGGAAACACCCUUCACAACAACAAGUAUCUUCUUAUCAUUUACAUGAACACAACUUAAGUAAUUAUUCCUACCAGGCUUCUUCCCCUCAGUGUGAGUAUUUAGUGAAGUCAAGUAAUUUCAAUGUGCGGAGGAACACAAUAUGAAUUUACGAUUAAACGGAUUUCAGCGGUGGCGUAUUGGAUCUCACCUAA